Messenger RNA from Fraxinus pennsylvanica, 369 nucleotides. NCBI's taxonomy places the organism in Eukaryota, Viridiplantae, Streptophyta, Magnoliopsida, Lamiales, Oleaceae. The record is from the annotation of a GenBank genome assembly.
AUGAAUCUAACAGGGGGUUGGGGAAAUGUGGGAAAGGUUGGGGUGAUUGGACUGGUUGGGAGAGCAGGGGGAGGGAGAUUGCGUAGCGUGGAUAGGGCAGCAGUUAGGGUUCAACAUAUUGUGAAGUACAACCGGGAUGGUUCUCCUGUUCAAAGACUGAGGAUGAAGGCCAUAAAAGUUCAUUCAAAGAAUAUAGCAUCAAGGAGCUUUUGGAAGGACUACUUGUGUCUUUGUAAGGAGCUUGGACAAUUUGAAGAGGAUGUUAACAAGAUUAAACCUGACUAUGUCAAGUCUUUCCUUCAUGGAAGCAAGUUGAUGCCAUCAACUUGGAUUGUUAUUCGCAUUGAUGGUUGCCAUUUUCAUAGGUAA